UGAAACACGCCUGAUCUUCCUCACUGUCAUUUUGAUAGCGCUUCACAAGGACAGAGGGGAGAGAGACGGGAAUAAAGACAUGUCCCGACUGCAGUUAUAAACACAGAAAGGUCCUGAAAGCGUCCAGCACAUCGACACUAAGCGUGAUGACAUCACUUCGGUGUCUGACGCUUCCCAAUUCCUAACCACAUUACCAUGGCAACAGGAAGAAAAGGCUCCACCUCCAAGGCAGGUGGGGUGCGUUUCCCUGACGAUGAUGAGCCCCCUGGCUCUCCAACACGGAGAGACGACCAGUCAAACCCCUCCACUCUCACUGCUAUCCUAGAGAAGGACGGCAGCUACUUUGUCAAGGCUGGUUUCAUGAAGAGCCACCACUGUUAUGAGAUUGUCUUCACCGUCCCUAAUGUCCCCACACUGGGCAAAGAGCUCUCCGGUGCUCCUUCCACCUCUCCAACGCGGAGGCCCUCCUGCCUCUGGGUGCAUCGCGUAAACUCCACGCUGGAGGGAGUAAAAGUAACGUGUGAGUACAGGACUCACCAGGAGGGGGUGCAGCAGGAGGAGAUCACUCUGGUAACCAGAGGGAGAAAAGACAGCAGUCUGAAGGUCAGACUUCAGGCCAGGGUCAUUGACCCACAUCACGGGACUCCCAUGCUGCUGGAGGGGGUGAGGUGCCUGGGUGCUCACAAAGACGUGCACACAAAGCACAGCAGCGACUGUAAGAGGAUAUGAUGAAAAAGAUACACACAGAUAAUGUAUAGUAUAUAUCUACAACAAUUACUGGGUCAGGGCCCAGAGUGGUAGUUUGGAAACUCAAAUUAGAAACUGCUUUUUUGACUGGGAAACAAAACAUAUGUGAUGCUAUGUUUUUCUAUAUGGUAGUCCAAAAUAUUUGUUAGAAAAUAACAAAUCAAUCAAAGACUGUAAUUAAAACUGAUGAAUUGGCUCCUCAAAAAGAACUCAUACAUACAUACAUACCACCAGCCCACAGCUCUGGAUGGGAAUUUGACAGCUGCUAUCCAGUUUAGAGAGCCACGAAGUCUCUGUUGGACGUACAGUGAACCAUCACUCAACACUAGCCAACUCACACACUCACACACAAAUAAAUGUUUACUUAGGUCACUUUUGGGGACAUUACAUAGACUUGGAGACUUAAGCUGUAUUCGGAACCGCCUACUACAUACUACUGGCAACUGCAGUAUGCAGUAUGUACUGUAUACUGUAUACCGUACGCAUGCAUACUGUAUGCACUAACUGUUAUUUGAUUUAUUUAGCAGUUUCCGGUUUUCAAAAUCAGAACAAUAGGAGGUAUAUAAAUGUAAGUACCACUUAAAACUACAAAGCUGCAGCCAAUCUGUAGCGAAUGUUUGCUUUGGUAUAGUGGUGCAUAAAUAAGAAUAAUAUGAAAUAAAAGCUUCUCAACUCCGAAAACGUUCUAGCACAUUUUCAGUUUCCCAACAAUUUUCAUAAAAUUGCUGAUAUUUCAAAUCUACACAGUUGAUUUCUCGCCUCAAAACUUGUUAGAAGUGGAUUUAGUGAUGAAAACAGCGUAUGAAAAUUGUAAAACAAGUUCUAUUGUCCUCUACACAUCAGACCGGUUGUUGUUACAGUUCUAGCGCUUUGCAUUAUGGGGCACAGUACGCAUGGUCUGAUGCAUACUGGAGAUUUUAUCCGAAUCAGUACGCCAUCCGGGUAUUUUUGGCAUACUGCAGAUUUUUCAUAGUAGGCGGUUCCGAACGCAGACAUAGCCUACGCCCUAACCACUGACCUAGCUUUGUGCACCAGCUACCAUAGAGUAGUACAUUGUUUGUAACUUAGAAUAACAGUAGACUUGCGUAAUGAUAAUAGUGCAAAAACAUUGCACAAAAUGUCAAUUGUGGCUUCAGGGGUGUUGCUGUUAGCCUGUCAUUCCUCUGGCAACCAGUCACUCACAUUUCUUAGGUCUUCUCUUAAGCUGACAACCUGCUUGAAAUUCAAAAUAAGUCAAAUCUCAACAUAGAAUUAGAUCAAAUCUCUUAGAUGUAGUGAGCAGGUUUUAUGCAGCAUGACACAUCUUUACUGUUGUUAUUGUAGUUUCCUACAGCUGCCACCAAAUAUUUCAAUGAUUGCACCUUACUGCUGCACCAAUACAAUUCUUACUAUGCUAUUGAUAUAUCAUGUGAAGAAAUCUGGACACUUUAGCUGGGGUCACUUGUUAAAGUGCACUUUGGCAGCAUUGGCACCGUUUGCAAUAAAAGCCACUUGUUGUAACUACUGAGCAUCUUUCAAUCCAGCUGUCUGCCAUUACACUUUACUCAGAUAUCAGAUGAUAUUCCUGUAUUUUUAAUGUAGCCAUACAUUAAAAAAGAGGAGAUUAUGACAAUU
Molecule: messenger RNA, 2361 nt
Organism: Micropterus salmoides (largemouth bass)
Lineage: Eukaryota; Metazoa; Chordata; Actinopteri; Centrarchiformes; Centrarchidae
Product: UPF0687 protein C20orf27 homolog
Exons: 6
Coding region: 196-729 (177 amino acids)
Source: RefSeq, a predicted model, not a curated record